Closterium sp. NIES-65 is the source of this 1836-nucleotide messenger RNA. The record is from the annotation of a GenBank genome assembly. NCBI's taxonomy places the organism in Eukaryota, Viridiplantae, Streptophyta, Zygnematophyceae, Desmidiales, Closteriaceae.
AUGGUGCUGCGCGUGUGCAAGGAAAGCCCCGAUCCUCACCACUCUUGCUACUCACACUCGCCUCUGCCACUGGUCCUCUGUUCCUUCUUCCUCCCCCCCCUUUUUGCCCCUCUCCUCGCCUUUUCCCCUAAACCCUUCCGUCAGAAAGGCAUGGUGCUGCGGGUGUGCAAGGAACGGCCAGAUUCGCACCAUCCGGAAGCAGAGGUUGUGGCCGGGGAGUCCCUAUAUGGAGCUUCGGCAGGAGCCUCGGAAGCAGGCUCGGCAACAGGCUCGGCGGGAGGCUUGGUGCGGCCCGAGCCUGUGCUGCGUCCGGAGGAGCGGGAGCUGUGGGGAGAAGUGGUUCCGGAGCUGGCAGUGGCUCCGGAUCGGAUCGACCUGCUGCAUCAGUUCGUGUCAAGAGUCAUGGCGCCACUCAUUGGAGAAGAGUUCGUGGAGGCAGGGACCACGGUGAGGGUUCCUCGCAGCUUCCUCCAAGAGGUAGCAGACCACAUUAGGCCAAAACGCCCCCCCUGGAGGCAGGCUCAGGGCGACGUGGACCUUCAGAUAGAAGAGGCGCUGCUGGUGACUGAUCUGACUCACCUGCACCUGGAGGACGAGGAGUGGGACGAGGACUGGGAGGAGACGGUGCGGGAGUACGGGCACGGGACCCGCGGGUAUAAUGGCACGACGUUUUGCAUCGAGCUGAAGCCUAAGACCGGGUUCUGCCCCUCCUCCCCUUGCAUCGCGCCGGCCAAUCACGUGAAGACAACUGUCCCGCGCUUCCCCAUGCACCAGCAGCUGAAGCUGUCAGAGGGGGAGGUGGCAGAGAGCAGUGCAUACAACCCUCUAGACCUCUUCUCUUCCUCGCCCCCCCGCGUUCUGUCUGCUCUGAGAACAUUGAUCGAUAACCCGCAGAACAAUCUGAGGAUUUUUGCAGAUGGGAAGUUGCUGUUGGGGGGGCAUAUACACAGGCAGGCGGACAGGGGGAAGGGGAAAAAGAAGAAAGGGAAAGGGGAGAAGGGGGAGAAGGUGGGGGGGGAGGCGCAGGUUGAAAGAGUGAAUUCGGUGGAUUUAGCGGCUAUGAGAAGGGAGGAGAAAGCGCAGGAGGCAGCUUUUGAGGCGCCUCAAAAGUCGGUGGAUUUAGCGGCUAUGAGAAGGGAGGAGAAAGCGCAGGAGGCAGCAGGCUUGGCUGCUGCGGAAGCAGCCCUGGAAGGGUUUGUGCGUGCUUGGAAGGAGGCACCCACCAGUAAUACCAGUGCUGCUGGUAGCGGUGAUGGUGGUGAUUCUGCUGCUGCUGCUGCUGCUGAUGGCUUGCCAGCAGCAGAAUCACCAUCCUCCGUGCCUCAUGUGAGUCACCCUCGGGUGGACGCUCUCUUGUCUCUGGCCACAGAGUGCCUUGUGCAGUGUGGGGCGCUGGAGAAGCUUCUGGCAGCACAGAAGCUGGAUAAGUGGGACAUUGAAGGCACCAUUCAUGCUUAUAACGAGUACAUGAAGCAGAGGAAGUCAACGCCUUCAGCUCCUGCUGCUGCUGCUGGUCCUGGUACUGCUCCUGGUGCCGAGGUUCCAAAGGAGAUAAUGGAAGAUUGCAGGAAGGUUCUUCGCGAUUUCCUCAUCGCAGCGACGGCCAAGGACUGUGGGAUCAUGCUGGCCCUCCGAGCAGCCAUUCCUGGAGAGACCCUGGAAGCUUCACAGAAGCUUCGCAGUGUUGUGUGCCCAUCCAGCGGGUGCAAGUACUUUUACAGGCUUUCAAUAAUGGAUCUGGACAUCAAGCCGUUGCGCAAAAUGCCCAAGUAUUGGAGCAUGGACCAACAAAUCGUCAGGCACUACUGCUCAGUUACGCGAGACGUGGAGGCAUGA